GAAAAUAAAAAAUGUUUUAACUAUGGAUUGUGUAUAAGCUAAAAGAAACUCAUGUAAAGUUGCAAUUUAUCUGCACAUGUAAAUGAAUUGAAACUGUCAAAAAUUUCUACCAAAAAUUAUAAACUGCCAAAAUAUGUUAUUUUCAUCAUUCCGACGCCUUAUUUCGACAACCCCAAACUUACGAGCCACUGAAAAAUCAUUAUUAGCGGCAUUGCGUAAGCAAACCGGUUAUUCAUUUUCAAAUUGUAAAAAAGCUUUAGAAUUGAAUGGAAAUAACUUAGAAAAAGCUCAAGAAUGGUUACAACAACAGGCACAAGCUUUGGGCUGGUCAAAAGCAACAAAAUUGGAAGGUCGACAGACAUCGCAAGGAUUGAUUGGUCUUAUGGUACAAAACAAUUGCGCCGCGUUAGUUGAAUUAAAUUGUGAAACAGAUUUUGUUGCUAGAAAUGAAAAUUUUAAAGAAAUGUUAAAUCUUGCCACAAAAUCAUGUUUAAAUUAUGUUUCUAAACAGCAGUUAAAUGAAGUAAUACAAAAGACGCAUUUGAGUAGUGAAAAACUACGAAGCCUUCAAGGACCUGACGGGAAAUCUUUGGGCGACCAUUUAACGUUAAUGAUUGGCAAUCUAGGUGAAAAUGCUCAACUUAAACGUGGCCUUUGUUUACGAGCUGAAAACAAUAUAAAUCUAUACGGUUAUGCACAUCCAGCAUCUGCAGCAGGCGAAAAUGAAUUUAUGUACGGGAAAUAUGGAGCAAUUGUUGCAUUAAAAGAACAAACAUCACCUAGUGACAUUGGAAAAAGUAUUUGUCAACAUAUUGUUGGUAUGAAUCCAUUGAAAAUUGGUGUCAAAGACGUAGAUAAACCAGCUGAAAAUGUUGAUGACGAAACAUGUUUAAUUUAUCAAGAAUUACUAUCAAAUCCAACAUAUAAAGUCCAUGAAAUUUUAGAAGAAAAUCAAAUACAAAUUGUUGAUUUUGUUCGUUACGAAUGUGGUGGCGUUGAUGUAGCUUCUACUGCUAAAUCAACUGAUGAAGUUAUUGGAAAAGAAGUGAACAUCGAUAGCAUACAAACGUGUCAAUAAAAAAAACACAGCUUUCUACACUAAACAUAGAUUGCUAGUUAUCGAACUAAUCAAUAAGAAGUUUGCAUUCAAUGGGAGGAUUACUAAUACAAUCUAGGAUUACUGUCGAAAUUUAUGCACGCGAGUUUAUUAAAAUAAUAUAAA
Molecule: messenger RNA, 1222 nt
Organism: Chrysoperla carnea
Lineage: Eukaryota; Metazoa; Arthropoda; Insecta; Neuroptera; Chrysopidae
Gene: mEFTs
Product: elongation factor Ts, mitochondrial
Exons: 3
Coding region: 134-1078 (314 amino acids)
Biological process (GO): mitochondrial translational elongation
Cellular component (GO): mitochondrial matrix
Molecular function (GO): translation elongation factor activity; protein binding
Source: RefSeq, a predicted model, not a curated record